This is a messenger RNA of Hippoglossus stenolepis (Pacific halibut), 3354 nucleotides long. It is a transcript of the gene chd1l, whose product is annotated as chromodomain helicase DNA binding protein 1-like. Bases 102 to 3182 code for a protein of 1026 amino acids. NCBI's taxonomy places the organism in Eukaryota, Metazoa, Chordata, Actinopteri, Pleuronectiformes, Pleuronectidae. The record is from RefSeq and is a predicted model, not a curated record. Gene Ontology annotation, cellular component: nucleus. The transcript is spliced from 25 exons. Gene Ontology annotation, molecular function: ATP-dependent chromatin remodeler activity; DNA helicase activity; ATP binding. Gene Ontology annotation, biological process: DNA repair; chromatin remodeling.
CCAGUCAGGAAGUGUAGCUGACUCAUAACAACGGAAGACUUGCCUGAACUUAUCUGUAAACAGCUAGUGUGUUAACACAUUGGUCCUGUUACCUUGUAAACAUGUCAGACAUCUUGUUGAGGAUUAAAUCCAGCGUGCCGGAGAAGAAGAAGAAGACUCCUCUGUCCCAGUGUGAGCUGCAGAGGUGCGGGUUAAGAGGGAUCCAGUUGAGGAGCUACCAGCUGGACGGAGUGCAGUGGCUGACCCAGUGUCUGCAAGGCCAGGAGGGAUGCAUCCUGGGAGAUGAGAUGGGUUUGGGUAAAACCUGUCAGACGAUCUCUCUGCUGGUGUACAUGUCAGGAGCUCUUGGUAAUCAAGGUCCGUUUUUAGUCCUGAGCCCACUCUCUGUCCUGGAGAACUGGAAAGAAGAGCUGGAACGCUUCGCCCCCUCUCUGACUGUGCUGUGUUACAAGGGCGACAAAGAGAGACGAGCGGAGCUUCAGAGAGGAACAAAGACACAGGACUUCCAUGUUCUUCUCACAACAUAUGAGCUGUGUCUCAAAGAUGCCUCAUUCCUGAAACGGUGGAAGUGGAAGGUGCUCGUGGUAGACGAAGCUCAUCGAUUAAAGAAUCAGAACUCACUAUUGCACACAACCCUGACAAAGUUUUCAGUGGAGUUCAGAGUCCUGCUGACAGGAACGCCCAUUCAGAACAACCUGCAGGAGAUCUACUCCCUGCUGACCUUCAUUCAGCCCAGCAUCUUCACCGCUGAGGAGGUUGAUGUCUUCGUCAAGUCUUACUCAAAUGUACUACAUCAGCCUGCUCUUGCUGCUGAGCUGCAGAGUGUCCUGGAGCCUUUCCUGCUUCGUAGAGUCAAGUCAGAGGUCGCUGUCGAUCUGCCGAAGAAGACGGAGCUGCUGAUGUACCAUGGCAUGUCGGCGCUGCAGAAGAAAUGCUACAGAGCCAUUCUGAUGAAGGACCUGGAGGCUUUUGAAAAUGAACAAGGAAACAAGAACCGGCUCAUUAACAUCUUGAUGAACCUGAGAAAGUGUGUGGACCACCCGUACCUGUUUGAUGGGCUGGAGCCUGAGCCUUUUGAGAUGGGAGAGCAUCUUAUCGAAGCCAGUGGGAAGCUUUGCCUCCUGGACAGCAUGCUGACCUACCUACACAAUGGAGGCCAUCGGAUCCUGCUGUUCUCUCAGAUGACCAGGAUGCUGGAUAUUCUUCAGGAUUACCUGGAGUACAGAGGUUACAGCUAUGAACGUCUGGAUGGGUCCGUCCGAGGGGAAGAACGAAAUCUGGCAGUGAAGAACUUUAGCAGCAAAGAUAUAUUUAUCUUCCUCCUCAGCACUAAAGCAGGGGGAGUGGGCAUGAACCUUACAGCUGCUGACACAGUUAUUUUCAUGGAUAGUGACUUCAACCCUCAAAACGACCUGCAGGCUGCGGCUCGCUGCCAUCGGAUUGGUCAGAACAGACCUGUGAAAGUGAUCCGCCUUCUGGCAAGACACACUGUGGAGGAAUUAAUGUACUCUCGAGCCGUGUCCAAGCUGCACCUCACCAAGGCUGUCAUUGAAGGAGGUCGCUUCUCCUUACUGGAUCAAGUUCAGUCAGCCGCUGCAGGACUCAAGCUCAGUGAGAUCGUGAAGUUUGGGGUAGAUAAGCUUCUGUCAACAGAAGAGAGCUCUGUACAGGAUGUGAAACUCAAGAAAAUCCUCGGUCCAACGCGCAGCGGCCAGUGGGUGGAUGAUGAAGACUCCACCGCGCUCAAAGAAGAUGAAGAAGAGGAGGAGGAUGAUGGCAGAAGCUCUGAAUUUGACGGACAGAACCACAUGUACUACUUUGAGGGGAAAGACUACAGUAAGCUGCCCAGCGCUGAUGACCACAACAGCUUUGAACGUUUGAUGGAGGAGCAGCAGGCUGAGUUUGAGAGAACUGCGGGAGAGGGACGAGCUCUGCGACGCAAAACUGGAGCUUUACUCUCAGUAGCUCUUGGGAUUCCAACAAGGAAGAGGAAAACUCUGACUGAGGCUGAGCUGGAGCUGAGGGUGCAGAGGAGGCAGGAGGCUGCAGCCAAGAGAGCCAAAGUUCAGCAGGAUAUGAAGAAACAACAGCAAAAGGAAAAAUACAAGAAAAAAAUGGCAUGGUGGGAGUCGUGUGGCUACAGAUCACUGUGCCUGCAGUCUGUGGACAGUGAAGAAGAGGAGGAGGAGGAGGAGGAGGAGGAGGAUGAUGCCAGCUUAUGUUCCACAGACUCUGACAGCACGGCUAUCCACUAUGUUCUGGGGGAUGUUACUCAUCCACAUGCUGCUCAGGGAGACGCCAUCAUUGUCCACUGUGUUGAUGACUCAGGGUGGUGGGGCAAGGGAGGCUUGUUUACCGCUCUGGAGCUGAGAUCUGAUGAACCACGGAAGCGGUAUGAGUUGGCAGGCAAGAUGAAGGAUUUGGAUAUUGGCAACGUUCUGCUCUUCCCCAUCGAUGACAAACAGUCCAGAUUGGACGGCCAGGAUCAAUUGGCCCUGAUAGUGUCACAGCAGAGAGACAAAGCCAACAACUUGUCUGGGAUCCUCCUGACGGCUCUGGACGAAGGUCUGAAGAAGAUUUAUGCUGCAGCCAAAAGACUCAAGGCAAGCGUUCAUCUUCCUCGCAUCGGUCACUCCACCAAAGGGUUCAACUGGUACGGCACGGAGCGACUCAUCCGGAAACACUUGGCCUCCAGGGGCAUCCCCACGUUCAUAUACUAUCACAGCAAAGCUUCCAAGAAUACCGCUACACCUCAGCCAUCCACCUCUGCCACCUUGACAUCGACAUCCUGCCCUGAACCAAAGCUGUGUAACCCCAACAGGUUGACUAGUGAAACAGAAGCAGACACUCCUGGCCCCUCAGCUCCUGUUGGGAGCCCCGGCCCCACAGAUCUCCCCAGUUUCAUGUCGGGAGUCCAUGUGUUUUUCUACAACCUCCCUGCAUCAGAGAGAAAGAGGCUGGCCCGGUACCUUUUCACUUAUGAUGGCGAUGAGGAGGACAUGAUGAGUCCAGAGGUCACUCACAUAGUUGCAGAGGUGGAGAAUAGCAUCCACUCAAAGGAGCUCCAGGAUCUGGUGCGUCACUACACGCAGGCGGUGCCCGUGCAGAAGGCUUGGCUCGACUCCUGCUUCUCCAAACAACGAAAAGUCAACACUGAGCAGUUCACACACCUGCUCAGAUAACACUAUGAUUCAGUGUUUCAUCUCUUUUUUAUGAUCAAUUUGUCUAAAUCAUGAAUGAACUCGGCUUGCUGCUUUAAAAUGUGCGAAUGCUUUAUAGUUACACAAAAGUUUAUAACGAUUGAUGUAUAAAUGAAAGAAGCAGUAAAUAAACAAACACCGCUGUGCCACUGCU